Messenger RNA from Diachasmimorpha longicaudata, 2894 nucleotides. RefSeq names its product lipase member J-like. Gene Ontology annotation, molecular function: hydrolase activity, acting on ester bonds. Bases 300 to 1565 code for a protein of 421 amino acids. NCBI's taxonomy places the organism in Eukaryota, Metazoa, Arthropoda, Insecta, Hymenoptera, Braconidae. The transcript has 7 exons. The record is from RefSeq and is a predicted model, not a curated record.
CAAGACAUAAGCGGCCAGCGGAGAUCGACUGGGGAACGACAGAAUUGGGCGAGAGAUUGGAUAUCGAUCUCAUUCAGUGGAAUUCGAGUAAGAAAUAAUCUCCGUUAACGAAAGGAAAAUUAAGUUCGCGGUGGAUCAUUAAAGAUGUACCCCAUUACUGAGUAAUUGGAAUCUCACUUAAGGAUACUGGGAUUAUCGAGAAUAGAGUACAUUUCACGUUUUCCGAUACUAGUGUUCUUUAUUGAAUUGCGAGGAUAAAUUGAAUCUCAAUUGUGAAUAAAAUAAGUGUAACCGCAGUAAUGAUCGUCUCAGUGAGUGAAAGUACCUGGUGCGUGUUAUUUUUAUUGAUACACAGUAGUUCCUCAGCAUUGAUUGAUCUCUUUCGAAUUCCACAAGUGCGAACACCUGGUGAAGCCCGUGGAAUGAAAUAUUAUGCACUGGAUUUUAUGGGUUUAGCCGAACAAUAUGGCUAUCGAGCGGAGACUCACGACGUGACAACUGAUGAUGGCUACAUAUUAUCAAUAAAUCGAAUUCUUCCAAAUGGAAUUGAUCUCGAUGGAACUAGUGACCAUCGAGUCGUAUUCCUUCAGCAUGGAAUGGCAGCUUCGUCUGACAGUUUCGUGCUCUUUGGCCCCAACAUGAGUCUUGCAUAUCUGCUGUCAGAUGCUGGCUAUGACGUUUGGCUCGGCAAUGUGCGGGGAAACACUUACGGCCGGAGACACACGAGGUUAUCCCCAAAUGAUUCGGGAUUCUGGGAUUUCAGUCUAGAUGAGCUCGCGACCUUGGAUUUGGCGGCGAUGAUUGACUACGUGGUGAAUCACACGAGGCAAUCGUCGAUGACGUUCGUGGGUUACUCCAUCGGUGGCACCAUAGGGACAUUGUUACUCGCAGACCGACCUGAAUACAACGAGAAAAUAAACCUCGCAAUAUUUCUGGCUCCUUUCUACCCCUGGGCGGUUAUGACACCAAUGAGACAAGUACUGGUUCGAAUUUUGGACCUCUGGCAGCAGAUGAUACCUAAUGGAGCAGUGGAAACUUCCUCGCAGACGGUUCUGUUGCCAGCCUUCUUCGAGAACUUUUGCAUGGCGAAUAAUUACACCAUCAAAUUAUGCCUAUCUGUCUGCAAAUUUUUUGUGGGAGUCGAUGGCGUACAGACUACUGUUGGGAAUUUGAAUCGUUUCACAAGACACUUCCCCAGUGGCACAUCCUUGAAAGUUUUCAAUUAUUUUCUGCAGCGGUACAACAAAGAUAAUGUGGAUCAUUUUGAUUACGAAGACAGUCGUAUCAAUCUGCAACGAUACGGACAAACUCAGCCUCCAUUUUACAACUUGAGCAAUAUUGUUGUGCCAAUGGUACUAUUUUCAGCUGCCAGUGAUCCCUUAGUAACGAAGGAGGAUCUUGUCAAGUUCUCGAGGAACUUUGUGAGCUCUGACAAGUUGACAUUUGAAUCCGUAAACUAUCCUCACUUCGGUCACUUGGAUUUUGUAUCAGCUGGUGAUGAUUUCCCUUCGACACUCUUCCUGGACUGGCCACGUGUCAUCGAAGAGUUGUUGUCAACCGACUAAUUAGGGGAUAUUGAAGUUACCGGAUACUCUGGGACAUUUCAAUAAAAUAGGGCGUCUCUUAUCGAUUUUCAUGGGACUCACCUAUAUAAAAAUAUGGGAUCGUCUGUUAUACGAUAGCAUGUGGUUCACUGGUUUUUAAAUUUUGAGAUGUGAAAAAAAAAUUACGAUACGCGGUAAAUUGCAAUAAAUAAAUUGUCUAGUUCUCUCUGGUGUCGAGCAUUUGGGCCCACAAACGUAACACAAUUAGUCACAGUAGCCAUUAGAAUGAUAAUCCCUUCAGAAUGAGUCAGGAAUUAUCUGAGGAGCAGUCUCAUCCCGCCAGUGGUGAUACAGAAUUUUAUCACAUGAAAUACUUUGAAAAUGGGAAAUACCUCGUAAAGAAAAAAGGGUAGACGUGACAAUGGACCCCCGUUGCGAUGCGAGAAGAUUAAAAAACUAUUUUCAAACCCCAAAAUUUUUUCAAAUUUUCGCUGUCAAUAUAAUUGAAUUAAUUGGAAAAAUUUCGAUUUUUCCAAUUAAUUCAAUGCACGAUUUUUUAUUGAAAAUUAUCUUUAAAUUUAUGGAUUAAUGUAUGUAUACUUAAUUUAUGGACAUAGUAUUUAUAUCCUUUAUAUAAUAUAUGUUUCAGAUAUAUUUUUUAUAAGUUCAAUAAAUUAUUUCCUUUUCAACCCAUUAAAAUUCUCGUUUGUUAAUGACGAAUCGGCACUUUCGGGGAACUGCCUUGAGUGAGAGAAAUUAAUUGUAAUUUGGGUAAUUUUAAGUCUUCCGACAUAAGAGCUAAUGGUCCAUAACAAUCGCUUGACACAUUCGACGCUUGUGCCGAAUGUCAAACACAUUUCAACUCUUCGUCUCCUCCUCAGGCGUUCGGUCGUUAAAAACCCGAUGACAUGCUAUCUCUGAGGCUCACAAGGUUGAUACCGGUGCUGCCUUUUUUUCCAAAAUAUCACUAAAUGGAAUGAGCUUUUAAAGUGGAAGGGGCGCGUGUAAAGAGUGAUCGUAAAAUAUUGCAUAGAGAAAAAGCCUUUUAGUUUAACCGGCUGUUGAAAAUGCACUAAACGAAUACCAGCCACUCCCACUGGCUAUUAAAAAUUAUACUCCAGCGCCACAUUUUUCUGGAGGAAAAGAGUUUCGAGGGCUCGAUUGCCGGGAAGACUGUCUCAUUUUCAAAUUUAUGGGAUGUUAAUUGUUUUUUGGGGGCUAAAGAGGGAAAACUUGUAGACCCCGUUAACUCACGUUGAUUUUUCAAAAGGAAAAUCGGUGGAACUGCCCAUUGUUUUUUUGUUAAUGUCCAGGAUAAAAUAAAAAUCAUGAAUGGAAAAUCUUUUAGUG